Pocillopora meandrina is the source of this 1002-nucleotide messenger RNA. The record is from the annotation of a GenBank genome assembly. NCBI's taxonomy places the organism in Eukaryota, Metazoa, Cnidaria, Anthozoa, Scleractinia, Pocilloporidae.
GAGUCUUCAGAUGAGGAAAGAAGCAAACCUGUAGAUCUUGAUAUGUGUGCUAAAGAAGUGAACCAGAUGCACGAUGAUUGCAUUCAAAGACCAGUGGUAAUGGCAAGUUGUGAUGGAGACAGCAUUUCUGAACCAGGUAUAUCAUGGUAUUUUUUUUAGGCUAACUGUACUAACUGUAGAGGAUUGCCUAACUGUCACACCUUGCUUUUUACUAUUAAAUAGGGGUUUCCCAUUUAUGACUAUGGCUCAUUUGUCAGUUAACAGUAAACAAGGCAAUGCAUUGGCUAAAAAGUAGCAAAUAAUACAAUUUUCUUUGCUUCUUUCCUUAUUAUUCUAAAUGAAACAGCAGAUAAACAAGCUCUAGAUAAGCUUAUCUCAACAAAUGAGUGCAAAAUUUCACAUUGGUAUGCUACAAUUGGACACAUUUAUACAUUAUAGGAUGACAUUUGAAAUAAUUUUUUUACAUGUUCAAUUUAUUUAUGCUAUUUAUUAUUUUGAGUUUUGUUUUAGGUCUUGAAUAGGAGUCUUUACUUAGUGGGUAACUACUAUAUGUAUUAGAACAGAAAUAAAGUUAUUAUUACGACAUUUAUUACUAUUUAAAUCAAGAGUUUCAAACAGUUUUUUGUGGUUUGUAUAAACAGUUAUGUUGCCUCUAUAUGAUAGGUCACCCAGUGUCUACCCAAACUGUCUUAGAAGAGACAUUCUUGCCAAGUCAACCAUCAUUUCUUUUCAUGUUAUGGGGAGCACUUAUGGACAUGUUCUUGUUUGGCCAAAUUUUAACACAAAUUGCUUCUUUGUCAACUCUUUGUCGCGAGCGGAAUAGAACCAUUUCAGGUCAUACCGACAUAUUACCCUGGAGAGGAACCUCCUCAGGAAGAGAAUGUAGAACAGAAGGCAGAAGCCCAAGAAGAACACACUAGUUCGAGGAUGGGAAACACCAUGUUCGUGCGGUGCUUGUGUGCUUAUGCGCUUAUGCCAGUGGCAAAUGAAUGUCACUGCUGC